CUGCGAGCCUGAUGAGAUACCUGCACGAGCUUGAGGCUGUGUCAUGAUUACAGCCGUGGUGCUCGGCGCUCCCUCAACGUGAGAUAUGGUGUAAAGUUUCUGUACAUGGUAGUUCGAGUUCCAGGCGCUCUGCCGAAGCGUCGUUGAGGAUGUCGUCCUUGGCGGUUGUACGGGCUUUGCAGUCAAAGGACCUUGAGCUGGACAGGAAAGUUGAGAUUGCAUGGGGCGCUCGCUGUCUAGUGGAGCAGAUCUUCUCUGAGGCCGAUGCUCCCUCAGUGGGCCUCAUUGGACACGUGCACCUUCUUCGAUAUCUGUUCCAAUGGACGUUGUCCACUCUCACAAGGACGCUAGAGGGCGCAAAACCGUCCAAGCAAGCCACCCAGCCAGGGGGCACUUCUGCAGAGCGUGACAAAACUAGCACAGCAGCAAGUCAGUCAGGCACUAAGAAACAGAAGUCAACGGUGCACGUGGUGGAUGUGUCGCAGAUUGUGAAAUCUAGCGCACAAGCAACUCUGGGCGAGGGGGCGUCACAUGUCUUAGAUUUGAGACUUUGGGAAGUCUUGAGAGCCUGCCUUCUGUCUGGAAAGUUGGGGAGUGAUGCCCCAAUCAAUGCAGCCCUCCUCCAGGCGGUUUCUGCUGUUCUUUCCCUCAAAGGGCCUGAAUACAGUGCCCCGCGAGAGGUGCAGGCUGCAGCAGAUCUUGACGUGGUUAUCAGCGCCAUCCUGACAGUCCUUUCCACCAGAUUCGCGAGGUCCUUCCGACCAAGCUUGGAGCAGUGGGCUGCCGCCACAGAAGUGGCUCUCAAGCAUCCCCUGCUUUCUUGCACAAGCAGCCCCAUCCUUGGCUCACCCCCUGGGGGCCAGACAAUCCUUCUGAUUCUCCACGGUCUAAACGCUGCCUGUCGGGCGCACGCCAAUCCCAGAAAGGUCUUCACACUCCAGGUCGACAGGCUGUUGACGCCGGUGUUGACAGCGCGCUUCAGUCUCCAGGGAGCCAUCUGGGAGAGAAUAACCUCUGGUCAUGGCCCGUCAACAGAAGCGAUCAUUCUCGAGAACGGCUCUGGGAAAUGGAAGGGCGGCUGGGCGGAGGAAAUGCUGCGGGUGCUCGAAAGUAUACUGGAAGGGGGGCUGUUUCAUGGGGCGCAUGUUGCGGGAUACUCAGAAGUUUGCCCGUCACUGGAGGACUCACGGCAAACAGACGGAGCCGCAGAGACGGGUGAAGAUGCAGACGGAAGGGAUGGCGAAGAGGGAGGGAGUCGGAAGAAGAAGCGCAGGACCGCGGAAAUGGAGACAGGGGACGAAGGGGCCAAGGCGAAGCUGGCCAGUUACCACCGCCUGCUGUUCCAGGCGCUGGAGGUCGGUGUGAAUGAGCGCGACCAGGCGGUGAUUGGCAGCCUGGACUGGUUCCUGAGGGCUUAUGUGGAAGCAGGCAAGCGGGAGCAGAAGGACGACCCGGGUCGAAAUAGCAGUGCGGAGGAAGGAGCGGGCCUCCUGACUGAAGUUAACCCCGAGGAGGGAGCCCCCCCCAAGACGGCAACAUCCGAAGGAGGCAAGAAGAAGCGGGUGCCGGGGAGCGAGGCGACGUUCCGGGUGUUUGCGGAGCUCAUGCGGCCCCUCCUGCAGCAACUAGAAGCGGGAGUACGCAACGCAGAGGUGCUGCUGGGAAGCAUUCGGGGGUGCCGCCUGUUGCUGGCUGCCGCGAACGAGGUGCACGCUUACAUCCCAACCGAAGACACUCCCUCUCGAGCGCACUACCGCUUCCUGGACCGCGCCAAAGCUGCGGUUUUCGACAUCGCCCAUGCACCAUCCAGCUCAUCCCCGAUUGUGCAAGCAGACCCCCUCAGGUUUGCAGCGGCUUCGGCCCCCAGAAUCCUACCUGCCCCCCUGGCCGGCCAAAUCCUGGGCUUUCUCUUGGUGCUCUUGGAGACGGAGUAUCGAGUCUUAGACGGCGACCUGGUGCGGCUGUGGAGCCUGCUUCUCCAAGCUGCGGAGAUGGGGGCCGAGCGUCUUUCGGAGGGGGUGCCUGUACCGAACGGACGCUCAUCCGAGCUCGUCAACGGGUGGCUGGCCGCAAAAGCCGUCCGACUGGGGAGCCGGCUGCUCGAAGUAUACGGUGACCUGCGACAGGGGGAGCACGUCCUAGCCACCCUUACUGAAGCCCUCUGCGCUUACUCCUCCGGGGGGCCGUCCCUGCUGGUGUGCUCGGCCCCCUUCUUGACGGCCCUCUCCAGGCUGGUGCAGAAGCUGCCCAUGGGGCAAGCGGCCCCUGUGCUGAGGAUGCUGGCGCGGGACCAGGGGACGCUGCUGGAGGGCCUUGGCUCAGGGAGUGGGUGCCAGUCUCUUCCGGCCCUGACCGAGCUCCACGUGUCCAUCCUGGACAACAUCCACGUCACCGAGGGCAACGCCGUCGCCAUUGGCUCGGCCGCCCGUCAACUCCUGCAUUCUGCGGUGGCCCCGAACCUCGGCCCAAAGCUGCACGCCUGGGCCCAAAGCGGGUCGGAAGCCGCAACAACUGCUGCUAUUCUCGGGGACAUAGAAAUUACUAGCCGGAAGAAAGCGAAACGGGAGAGGUCGAAUGGGGUCGAGCCGAACCAGGGGCGAAGGAAGAGUGAGGAGGGGUUCGAGCAACCGGAGGACGCGAUGCUGCUUCGACUGUUCCUGUCUGCGUGGAGCCUGCACGAGCAUGCGGUCGGUUUGAUGCCCCCAGCGGCUGCAACGAAAGCGUCGGCUGCCCUUCUAAGUUUGGAAGCUUCUCGAAACUCUGACCGGGGGGAGACGCUAGCUGACGAGAGUGCCGGCCAUCCGAGCAGCGAAGGGGAGCGGAGCAUCUUUGCAGCGAUUGGGUGCGGUCAUGUGCGUUUAGGCACGGUUACAAGGUCACUUGGCGGCAGGUCAGUAGCCCCUUCAUUACGGUAUGCUCUGGACUGCACAGUCCUGCACGAGCUAGAGAGGUUAAGCCGGGUCGUGAGGCGGUUAGAGGUGGGGUUAGCAGACGCGCGCAGCGGCGAGCUCCUUGGAUCCCUCCCCUCAGAGCUCGAGUCUCUGCUCCGGUUCCUUCUCUCGGUCCAGCAGUCAGAUCAGGAGAAAAGCCGCGAGGACGUAAUUCUAGAUCCGCACGCUUCACCUCUAGGGCCCAAGCAGUCAGAGAAGAAGCGUAAAGCCACACCCUCCUCCAGCACGCCAGCAGCAGCCCCGCCAUUGAACGGCUCCGAGUCCACCCCCGCCACAUCAGACGGCUGGGAUGGAGUCGUGUCCAAACUGACGGACCGCAGCUAUCCGGCUGCUAAGUGGCGCCUCGUCUGUCAGUCCGUCGACUUGUGGGCUCCGCUGGCGGGCCCUGCUGAUUGCACCGCGUUUCUGGAGCGCGUGCUGGAGACGAUCGAGAACGGGAGAGGAGAGCCCAGUGCUGGGGUGUCGCAGGCAGAGCCGGAAACGCUUCCGGUUCAGGGAACUGCGGGGCUGGAGAAGAGCAGUCUAGAAAAGCUCAUAGCCGGAGAAGUGAGGCAGGAAGUGGCCCUUGCAGAGCCCGUCCGCGUUUGCACAGUGCAAGCCUCGACGCUGGAGCUGUUGCGAGAGGCCGCCUUCUUCGAGCAAGCGGCGUUCCAGGCGCAGCUGCCACACCUCGUGCUGGACGAGCUGUGGGCUUGUGCGUCGGCCGCCACUGCGCAGAUCCGCAGCCGGAAACAGGGGCCGGACUCUUGCUCAGCCGAAAAGACGGCACUGACGUCACUAGGUAGCUCUAAACGAGGUCAGCGAAGGGAUGAGUGGGGGGGCCGAGAGGUGUUUGGGUCUGCGGCGACGCGGGGCGGUUCGGAAGACGAGCGCGAGGAACUGCCAGCCCUGGAGCGGUGCAACGCGCUGCUGAAAUUCCUCAGCAGACUGGGCAGCGGGUUUCUGCUGCCAGGGGACGUGGGGCGAUCGCUCGACGUGCUACUGAGGAUAGAAAGGUGCCUCCUGUCCGUCGCUCAGUCUGCAUCUCCAACGCCUUCCGAGCGCCUCGCUCUGCUGGCCUCCAUUGCACUGAGCCGCGCCACCUUCGCGCGCAUCCUGGCGAGCAACCCGGCGUCGCUUUUCCAGCUGCCCCAUCCCAGUGUCUCAAACAGUGGCCCCAGCAAGACAGCGGCCGCUUCGAAGGACCCAGCGGUGCCUUCCCUCACGAACACUUUUGAGAAUAGUAAGAAGGGAUCGGAGACCCUCGGGAUAGGGACGCGGUGGGGCAAGGAAGAAGUUGAGGGGUUUUUGAAAACUGUGGAGGACUGCGCACGGGCUGGUGUGGAUGCCUCCAGCUUGUCAGUAGCUUCGGUGAUUGUCUCUACGAAGGGAAGUGUUCACACCCUGGCCUCGAGCGCACUGGAAGCGGCGGGUUUCGCACCCCUCCGCAUGGGGACGGGGGACUUGGGACCAACGAUUGGCCCCGCCCUGGAGCGGGGGACGACUACAAACCAGGUACGAAGCGGGCAGUCUGCAGACCCUGAGCAGCUAGGCAGCGGGUUUUUGGAGUCGGCUUUCGAGGCAGUUUCGCGGCAGACUAAGCAGGCAAAUCUGUUCCUGGUUGCGGAGCAGACUGAGGGGGCCUCUCUGAGGCGACGCCCCCGUCCGGAGUCGGGCCCCGCCAGUCUGCUGCCGAGAACCCUGCUGCUCGCAGCCAAGCAGCGGGGAACAAGUCAGGGGACCGCUCAGCAGGCGGCGGACGGAGUGGAUGGGAGGGGAGAGAGAGCAUCCCUGAUAGAAGAAAAACAGCGGGGGGAUGACGGGGUGCAGGCAGCAAGCAGAAACGGAAGCGAGGGGCCACAGCGAACGGGGGACCAUGCCGUGGGAUGGGCCGAGGCUGCGAUCGCUGCCGCGGGUGCGGGGGCUCUUUUGAAGGCUGUGGAGGAGGUUAUGGAGCAACGGGAGCAGGCGUGUCGAGUCGAGCGGGAGGCGGAAAUGACGUGGCACGCGCCGGACGCCACGUGGCAGGCUGCGAUCGACCGUUUGGAAAGCGGUGUGGUCGAGUGCCUUUCGAAGCUGAUUGGAGGGCAGGACCCAGCGGCAGGAGUGGUGGAGGGCGGACUGGGUGUAACGUUGACGGGCGAGAAAGGAAAGGGCAGACGGGUUCUGCGGGGCAGUCUGGAGGGGCUGGAAUAUAUUUUUGCGGAAGGGAAUGAUGAGAACGGCCGGGUGAGCGAAGUGGAGGGAGGUCUCAGAAGCCGCACUGUUGCCGGUGGGGAUGAAACUUGCCGUGCAUUCAGUGACGAGCUCCUUACGGACACUGGAGCAGUGGCAGAAUUGAAGCGGAUUGUGGUGGGGGAGCUGUUCGCAGCGGUGGGGUCUGUGGUGCGGAUCCGCAGCCUCUUAGUGUCCACUCACGUCCGGAAGCUGAGCCCAGGGAACGAAACGACAGCGCAGCUGGGAAGCAGCCCUGCAGAGGGGGCCGAAAAGGGACUGAAAGAGGGGGGAAAGACGUUGGACGUUGUGGAGAGAAAGGGAACGGACAAAGGGUCGAAAAGGAAGAAGCGGAAAGGAGGGGAGACUGAUGGGUCUGGUGUUGUCGAUGACAGCCCUUCUGAGCAUGGGAGGAACGGAGAUGAAGCUACUGAGCCGGGAAGUAGGAAAAAGAAACGGAGAGUCUCGCAAGAAGCAGGAGAAGUCGAAGACAGGGAAGUUAACCCGCCCGCAGUACUUGACAGCGCUGUCAGCGGCCCGAGUCCCGCCCUGGCGACCCUCGGGCGUCACCUCGCAGCGGCGAGCGACGUCGUCACUUCGUUCCUCCAGCGCGCGAGUCACGUAUCUGCAUCGCGUGGAAGCGGGACUCUACAGCGGCCGGAGAUCACAGUAGAAAGCGCGCAGAUGCUCGCGCACGUAGUCGACUUCCUCGAGGCCGCUGGCGGAUGCUUUCCCCUCCUCUACCCCGCACCUCCGAUCGCCGCUUUCGACUGGCUCGUCGAAACCCACCUUGCCCUGUUUGGAGUCUCAGCCACAUCAACGUCGAGGCUUCCCAGCAGGCCGCAGACUGGCGGGCUGGAAGCCGCGCUUUCUGCCGUCCGAUCUAGAGCGGAGGCGUCGUUUGGGACGUUGAUCCGGGGAGCGUCCCGGCAGCAGCUCCUGCGCAUGUUCCAGGCGGUGGAGAAGGACAUGGCCAACGGAGACGGGGGCCCGCGGACCGAGGCCGCCGUGGGGGCGCUGGCAGUAGUGCUGGAGUCUGUGUCAGGUCCAAAAAGCCUCCGGCUUCUCGCGAGCCACGCCCCCCGCCUGCUUUCCGUCCUCUUCUCCGUGAUCGGGUCCGCAGCAGGCCACGGCGAACCGUGGGCGGCUAGGUCAGGAGGCCUGCUGACGUCAGCGCUGCAGGUGCUGACGACCUUCGUGUCAAGAGAGGUUCUUUUCCCGCUGACUGCGGCCCAGGUGGGCCUGGCGCUCAGUGUUCCGGCAACCCUCUUCUCAGCCAGCCAGGCCCUGACUCGUGGCAGCCAAACCCUCCCCUUGCCGACCGCACCAACCUCAGUCCCUUUACCCACGCCCGCACCGCCGUCCAAGAGCAGCUUCGAAGGCACCGCCCAGGUAGCUCCGAUAGGUGCCAGCUCAGCGCCUGGCGCUAACGUGGCGGCAGGAGAGUGCGCCACGCUGUGCUCGGCGUCGCGGCUCCUGCAGGCCGUUCUGCGGCACCGGCCAAAGGAGGUGCGGCGGUGCGCGGCGCUCCUGGUGGGCUCGCUUCAGGCCAUGCUGCAGGCCAUCGCAGCGUGGUCGCAGGAUGCCGUGCGGCAGGAGGCUGCCGGGACUGCCUGCGCCGCACUGAGGCGGGUCUACGAGGAGGUGGGCAACCACAAGGCGUCGCUGAGCCACUACUGCGUGCACAUGCUGGCCGACUACCUCGCCGCGCUCUGCGGCCUGACCGCCUCCAAGGACGCCAUCAGCAGGGACGCCGCGACGACGCUCCGGUCCGGCAUCUUUGCGCUGUUCGACUCGUGCUCGCCGUACGAUCUUCAGCAGCUGCACGCCAGCCUGGGGGCAGAUGCGACGAGAAGGAACGCGCUGGCGGCUCUUCGCCAAGACUACGAGAAACGUCACAAGUAUACGGGCAAGGUUUAA
Molecule: messenger RNA, 7064 nt
Organism: Klebsormidium nitens
Lineage: Eukaryota; Viridiplantae; Streptophyta; Klebsormidiophyceae; Klebsormidiales; Klebsormidiaceae
Source: the annotation of a GenBank genome assembly